Athene cunicularia (burrowing owl) is the source of this 339-nucleotide messenger RNA. RefSeq names its product feather keratin 4-like. The transcript has a single exon. Gene Ontology annotation, molecular function: structural constituent of cytoskeleton. NCBI's taxonomy places the organism in Eukaryota, Metazoa, Chordata, Aves, Strigiformes, Strigidae. The record is from RefSeq and is a predicted model, not a curated record. Gene Ontology annotation, cellular component: intermediate filament. Bases 1 to 339 code for a protein of 112 amino acids.
AUGUCCUGCUACGAGCGGUGUCCUUCAUCUUCCUGCAGCCCGACCCCGCUGGCCAACAGCUGCAGCGAGCCCUGCGUCAGGCAGUGCCAGGACUCAACAGUGGUGAUCCAGCCCUCUCCCGUGGUGGUGACCCUGCCCGGCCCCAUCCUCAGCUCCUUCCCCCAGAACACCACCGUGGGAUCCUCAGCGUCUGCAGCCAUCGGCAGCGCUCUCUGUGCCGAGGGAGUGCCCAUCUCCUCAGGCAGCUCCUCAGGAUUCGGGAGCUUUGGCUAUCCGGGCCUGGGCGGCGGGUACAGCCGGCCCUACCGUCGCUACAACACCUACCGCAGCGGCUUCUAA